CGUAGGCAGCGGCUCCCAGGUGGCGCGCGGGGAUCUUGCGUCACGGCGACGCGCCGGCGCGGCCCGGAAGUGGAGGUGGCGGCGGGAGGCGUUACCCGUGGAGCUUUCCUUUUAGAUAAAGGCCUACAGAAAAGAGGAUAUGUUGAGCUUUUUCCGAAAAAACCAGGACACUAAAAAGGUGUCUGUGCCAGAAAGAGAAGUAGAUGGAUUUGUUUUUGUGGGUGAUGUGUUUGAUGAACAAAGAAGAGGAUCUAAAGAUAAAACUUCAUUUCCUGAGACAGGAGCUACAUACACCAAACCUAUGCAGAUAAAUACCGAAAGCCAAUCACAUUUGACCAUACCGGGUGCUGAGGUGGGAAAUCGGACAAGUCAAAAUUUGGAGAGCAGUCCUUUCAUGUCAGAGCUCCUCAGUGAUAUACCCUUCACCCUGGCACCACAUGUACUAGCAGUACAGAACACCUGUAAUGAGCUUCCAGACCAGUUGGCUGCCUGCAACAUCCAUGACAAUUUAGCAAGAUUUUGGUAUGAUUUUACCCUUGAGAAUUCUGUGCUUUGUGAUUCGUAAUGUCUUAAUCUCUAUCUCCCUUAGAAUUUGCACCUUGUCUACUUGAAGAUGCAUACACAAAUAUCCGAAGUUCUUAAAUAUUUGUAGUUUGCCAUUUGCCUAACACGUGUAUAAAAUGUAAAAAUUAUCCUGUACCGUUCUGUAUUCCUUAAUGUAAUCUUUUAUUGCACUUUAAACUUAUGUAUUAAAUUUGUUCUCAGAAUAAUCAAGCAGAUCUAUUAGAGUUUUGUUUAAUCCUGAGUGAGAUAUCAUCUGUUGAUAAUAUCAGUUCUUGACUUUCAACAGGUAGACUGCAAAUGUGCACCACAUCAUUAUUUCUACCUGUGAAGUUCAUGAACUUCCACAGUUAACAUUUUACUGAUACCAAAAAUUCAAAGCCUAUUAUACAUGUUUCUUUUAUAUUAUCCAUGAUUUUCCAGGGAUAGAAAUUAAAAUUUACUGUGAAUAAAGUACUGCUGUUUUGCUAAGAACAGGCAGUCAAAUCUUCAGUCUCAAAAGCAACUUUUUGAACUUCUACAGAAUGCUUACUGGCUUCCAUCUUUAACAUGCUUGAGUAGACUCUGCCAUAUGCAGUAUAAAACUAAAACUAGUCAGCCGGUCUCUUUCAUUAGACAUUGCUGUCCAUUUUAUUCUGUCACUUUUGCAUCUCUUUCACUGUCUUUCUCAAACAUUCUGUCUUUGACUGCUCUUUAGUUGCACUGUUUUCACUGCCACAUAUGUUCUUGGUUUAUGCAUAGAUCAGUUUUUCCAUUUUAACUUUGCCCCCUAAAGAAAGAAAUCUCAGGAUGUGUACUUUUAAUGGUCACGCCCUUCUUUUUUUUAAUUUGUGGCCAGAGAUAUAGAUGGCCAUGCUUAACUACUGGAAAAUAUUAAAGUGUUUCUUCUUCAACUAAAUUAAAUGGCAAAAUACCUAAACUUUUCUUUCAAGCCUUGACUAUAUAUAUUUUAUUCCAAGUACAACCUUGCUAAACUGCUUUUGCCUAGUGAAUUGCUUAACUUGUAAUGUGUGUGAAUAAUUCUUCACAUGCAAGAUUAAAUGAUUUGACUGUAGGGAUAAAAAUAUGCCAACUGUAAGUGGGUAUUUUCAUAAGGAAUGUGAGAUACAGGAUAUCUAAAAAUGUUUAUUCAGGUUUUCAAACUUGUGUGGUUUUAAGAUAUUUGCAAUACAUACUAUAAAUAAUAGAGAAGUUAUAUUGUAAAUAGAUAUUGGUUUGUUAAAAGGUUUAUUUUGAUUUUUUUUAAAAAGGUUUGCAUUUCCUGAAGUUUUUUAAACUGUUGGUAUCUAUGUUUAUACAUAUGAUUUGAAAUGCUUGUUUUCAUGUAAAAUUCCUAUACUGCACUUAAAUAAAAACUGUGGUAAUAUU
Gavialis gangeticus (Gharial) is the source of this 1929-nucleotide messenger RNA. It is a transcript of the gene UMAD1, whose product is annotated as UBAP1-MVB12-associated (UMA) domain containing 1. The transcript has 4 exons. Lineage: Eukaryota; Metazoa; Chordata; Crocodylia; Gavialidae. Bases 140 to 565 code for a protein of 141 amino acids. The record is from RefSeq and is a predicted model, not a curated record.